Molecule: messenger RNA, 190 nt
Organism: Paramuricea clavata
Lineage: Eukaryota; Metazoa; Cnidaria; Anthozoa; Malacalcyonacea; Plexauridae
Source: the annotation of a GenBank genome assembly
GUCAUUCAGAUUGCAAUCUCAACGUCCUUUAAAGAAACUGAUGGUAGACGACCAGGGAUGCAAUAUGUUGAAGCCAGGGAUUGGAAACAUAGCCUACGUGAAAGAUAUACAGACAGAAAAAAUUGUAACUACAGGAUAUCGUUGCUCUAUCUUUGGAGGAUUUCAACAUAAAUUAACAGGAUUUGGUUGG